GGAGCUGCGCAUUGGUUCAUCUGACAAUUUAUGGGGACCGCGCUGAGUACACCGCUCCGUUCAUGAAACAAAGACGCAGACUCUGAGGGAGCUUGUUAUAUAUAGUACCAAAGAGAGCCAAGUUGAAAUGCUCCCUAAUAGCAUGAAGCAGGACAUCUAGUCUCUCUUUAGUAUUACACGUCAUAUGGCAUCGAAACUGUCCGAGUCUGAGUUCAACAUCAACUGAGGCCAACGUGAGGGGGGAAGCAAAAGAAUUCCCACGGGUCUGCGCGAGUUGACCACUAACGACAAUGGCGACACCAGUGCUUCCCCCUCAGAUUGAUUCAGACGGUCCUUCUGGACGUAGAAAGAGGUCUCGUUCUCGCUCAGCUGGUGAGCCAGACGGCAUUCCACCAUCAACUCGCCGUCGUUCGCAGUCACCGUUCCGGGUUCAUAUAGACCUUCCUCGUGUAAGCGAUGUGGACCCUAUUCGACGAGCCGAACGAGAGAGGCAACUCGCUGCUAAUAUAGCAGCCAUGAACCUCGAAAAAGCGUCAAAUCCCAAAGUGCAGAAUAGCGCACAGGAUCAAGCAGAGAAACAGGCUGAAUUCGCCAAGCUCAUAGGCUCACGCUCGGGUGGCGUGUACAUGCCCCCUGCACGUCUACGCGCCUUGCAAGCUGCCGCUGGUAAUGAUAAAUCCAGUCCAGAAUACCAGCGGUUGUCUUGGGAUGCGCUUCGCAAAUCUCUGACCGGUAUCGUCAAUCGAGUCAACAUUGCGAAUAUCAAGCAAAUCGUCCCUGAACUCUUCUCCGAAAAUCUCAUUCGUGGUCGAGGCCUUUUUUCCCGGAGCAUCAUGAAGGCGCAGUCAUCAAGUUUGCCAUUUACGCCUGUAUUUGCUGCCGUGGUGGCUGUUAUCAACACAAAACUCCCUCAAGUGGGGGAACUUGUUCUCACUCGUUUAAUCAGUCAAUUCAGACGAUCAUUCAAACGAAAUGACAAGAUUGUAUGCCACUCAACAACGACCUUUAUUGCUCAUCUCGUCAAUCAAGCCGUCGCUCACGAAAUUAUAGCUCUCCAAAUCCUGGUUCUUCUUCUCGAGCGCCCCACCGAUGACUCAAUCGAAAUUGCUGUCGGUUUCAUGCGCGAAGUAGGAGCCUUCCUCGCCGAAAACUCACCAAAGGCCAAUGCGACCGUCUUUGAGCGAUUCCGUGCUGUGUUGAACGAGGGGUCAAUUAGCCAUAGGGUUCAAUAUAUGAUCGAAGUCCUGAUGCAAACUCGGAAGGAUAAGUACAAGGACAACCCAAUCCUUCCCGAGGGCCUUGACUUGGUCGAAGAAGAAGAGCAGAUUACGCACCAAAUUCAGCUUGAGGAAGAGCUCCAGGUUCAGGAAGGAUUAAAUAUUUUCAAGUUUGAUCCUAAUUUCCCAGAGAAUGAGGAAAAGUACAAGUCUAUCAGGGCUGAGAUUCUAGGUGAAGGUUCAGAGGGCGAAGAAUCUGGUUCUGAAGAAUCGUCAAGCGAGGAUGAAGACGAAGUGGUCGCGGAUAAGGAAGGCAUUGAAGAUCGUACGGAGACCAACCUCGUGAACCUGCGUAGGACGAUCUACUUGACGAUCAUGAACGCCCUUAAUUACGAGGAGGCUGUCCAUAAGCUCCUCAAAGUCCAGAUAAAAGAAGGCGAUGAGAUUGAACUCAUCAACAUGGUCAUCGAAUGUUGCUCCCAAGAGCGUUCUUACUCCACUUUCUAUGGUCUUGUUGGCGAGCGCUUCAGCAAACUCAACCGUGUCUGGACAGACGCACUCGAGCAGGCCUUCUCUAAUUACUACACAACAAUCCAUCGGUAUGAAACCAAUCGCCUGCGCAACAUCUCCCGUUUCUUCGGACAUAUGCUUGCGACGGAUGCUGUCUCGUGGGUUGUGCUCGAGUGUGUCAAGAUCAACGAGGAGGAUACCACGAGUUCUAGCCGUAUUUUCAUCAAGAUUAUGAUGCAAGAGAUGAUGGAGAGCAUGGGAUUGAAAACGCUUGCGGAGAGGUUCAAGGACGAGCAGGUCAAGCAUGCGACCAAGGAUAUGUUCCCAAUGGAUAACCCGAAGAAUACGCGGUUCUCCAUUAACUACUUCACGAGUAUCGGACUUGGUGCUCUCACUGAGGAAAUGAGAGAGUAUCUCAAGAACGCUCCACGGCUUAUUAUGGAACAACGACGUGCCAUGCUGGAGCAAGAAUCGAAUUCAUCCAGCAGUGAUUCCGAUUCAUCUGAGGACUCGGAUUCUGAUUCUGAGUCCGACUCUGACUCUGACACGUCUCCGUCAGAUUCUGAAUCCUCGGUUGACUCUAGGCGCCGUCGACGAACCCCCCCUCCUCCUCGCAGAGGGCGGGAUGACUCACGCUCAGUGCCGCGCCGUCCUAGUGUACGAGACGGCUCCCGUCGUUCUCCUGCACGUCGUGAUGCGCGGGACGACUCGCGCACCCCGCCCCCGCGCCGUGGUGCCCGAGAUGACUCACGCAGCUCACCCCCACCCCCGCGUCGUGGUGCCCGGGAUGACUCUCGCUCGCCUCCUCCGCGUCGAGGUGGACGCUACCCCUCUCGUACGCCGUCCCCGUCGCCUCCGCCACGACAAAGAGAUGGGCGAGGAUAUCCUCGUCGUGACUCUCCUCCCCACCGGAGAGAUGACCGGUCUCCUCCUCGCAAGCGGGAUAUGGAUGCGCGGGAUCGCGGCGGGCGGGAUGGUGGAUACGAGUGGCGGCGCAAGGAUGAUCAUCGUGAGAGAGAGCGGCAUGAGCGAUCGCCUGGAGGUGAUAGGCGGCGGAGGGUGCCUGAUGAGAGGGAAAGAGACUAUGGUGGCAGGAGAUAAUUUGCUGGGAGGUGUGUUUUGGUGUCCCUACGUGUACUCAUGCUGUCUGGUGUUUGUUUGCAUGAUGGUGAACGGCCCUGUAUAUGCAGAUUUCAUCUAUUUCACCGCUGUGGAGUUGUCUCCCGCUAUAGGUUGAAGAGAUAUGUGUACGUUCUGAGGGCAGCUGGAGCAAUUAGUCGCUACUGUAUAUGUCAUCCCUCUGUUCGAAAAUAACAUGAGCUGUGCAUAA
Suillus paluster is the source of this 3057-nucleotide messenger RNA. RefSeq lists its product as uncharacterized. Gene Ontology annotation, molecular function: protein binding; RNA binding. Gene Ontology annotation, cellular component: catalytic step 2 spliceosome. Bases 291 to 2828 code for a protein of 845 amino acids. The record is from RefSeq and is a predicted model, not a curated record. The transcript is spliced from 8 exons. Lineage: Eukaryota; Fungi; Basidiomycota; Agaricomycetes; Boletales; Suillaceae. Gene Ontology annotation, biological process: mRNA splicing, via spliceosome.